AUGUUCACCCUCCCCUUCCUCUCAACCCGCUUCUGUCGCUUGAACCAAGCCCAACCUCGCGGCCGUCGCCAGCAACAACAAGCCCGUAACAACCUCCGCAUUCACAACCACUCGGAGGAUCGCCAGGACCACGAAAAUGGCGAGGUGGCUCAUCCGACUCCUCACACGCCUCUUUCUGAUCCAAACCCUCCUCUUCAUGGAGGUGCUUCGCUGGCUGUUUCCGGAUCUGUAUACCCAGCUAAUGAUUGGGCUACUAGGUCCCCCGGGCGUGGAUCACCGUCGGGAUCCUCCUCUUCCCGGCAGAAGAAGGCCGCCGAGAGGGGGACGGAGGAGGAGGACGAUUUGAGGGGUAGCAAUGAGAUGGGAGUGACGAGGACGCCAUGGAAUACGCCUGUUGGGUCGAGGGGGCAGACGCCAAACGCAAGUCCAGGAUCGGAAGGGAGGGAAAGGGUACCGCAGACGCCGAACAAGUCGUCAAACUCAUGGUCAAGGUCAAGGUUGGCGACGUGGUUUGGGGUUGAUGGUGUCCUCGAUGAAGACCAAGACGAUCUUCCUGGACUAGAUUGUGACUCUGGAAAGGAUUAUUCAGAGGACAUGUCAGAUGAGGAUAGUAGCGACAACAACUCUCCCAACAUUGAACCCUGGAGGUUCCUGCGCGCAGCGGGGCCAUCCCCUUCCCCAAGAAGGGUGUAUCAACAUCUUCGGGCCGCUACCUCCCCGAUAACUGGCCCAAGUUCAGCCCCAAACAUCGGCUCUAGCCCGCCAUGGCCUCCCCUUGUCCCUCCCACUCCAAUUCUCGAUGAUCAAGCUCGAACUGAGUUCAAAACCCCAUCGCAAUUGACUCUCCCCGAAUCACCUCCUCCGCCAACAGCUCCUCUGCCCCCUCCCCUACCGCCAGGGCCAUACCCACGACUAGCUGAAACAGAACUAUAUGCCUCACCGCCUAUGCCGGGGACAACCAUGGGUCCGGGUUCGGUGUGGGGAAAGAAAUCAUCACCGCGAUAUGCAGUUGGACGGACUAGGGCGUCCCGGGGAAGGAAAACAAACCUGAAGGGAGGUCCGCUCGCAGGGAUGGAAAGUCUGGCGAGGAUUUUGGAGAAGGAGAAAGAUACUAGACGUCAGACUAGGAGGAUCAGGAGGAGCAGGAGGAGUAGGAGUGGGAGUACUCCAGUCAGGGGCACGCCUUCGAGGGUAAGGUGA
Messenger RNA from Thermochaetoides thermophila DSM 1495, 1200 nucleotides. RefSeq lists its product as uncharacterized. The record is from RefSeq and is a predicted model, not a curated record. The transcript has a single exon. NCBI's taxonomy places the organism in Eukaryota, Fungi, Ascomycota, Sordariomycetes, Sordariales, Chaetomiaceae. The coding region runs from base 1 to 1200 and encodes 399 amino acids.